UCCCUUCCCACCGCCGCGGGGCUUGUGGGGUGGGAGAACCCAUGCCCAGCCCGAAAGCCAUGAAGGGCCCCGCGCCCUGCUGAGACUCUAGGUAACACACACAGAAGUUUACCAUGGCAUCUGUGAUGCCAUCCUUUACUUUCAAGGAGUUCUGCCCCUUGUAUUACCUCCUCAACGCCAUUCCUACGAAGAUCCAAAAGGGAUUCCGUUCCAUUGUGGUAUACCUCACUGCACUUGACACCAAUGGGGACUACAUCGCUGUGGGCAGCAGUAUCGGUAUGCUGUAUCUGUACUGCAGGCACCUAAACCAGAUGAAAAAAUACAAUUUUGAGGGGAAAAGUGAGUCUAUUACAGUUGUGAAACUCUUGAGCUGCUUUGAUGAUCUUGUUGCUGUUGGAACAGCUUCAGGCAAGAUAGCUAUUUUUCAGCUGGUCUCUUCGUUGCCUGGGAGAAACAAACAACUUCGAAGAUUUGAUGUGUCUGGUAUCCACAAGAGUAGCAUCACAGCCUUGGCAUGGAGUCCCAAUGGAAUGAAGUUAUUCUCUGGAGACGACAAAGGAAAAAUUGUGUACUCUGCGUUGGAUCUCGAUCAGGGCCGUUGCCAUUCUAGUUUGGUCUUAGAAGAGCCGUCUUCAAUUGUGCAGCUAGAUUAUAGCCAGAAAGUGUUACUGGUCUCCACUUUACAGCGAAGUCUACUCUUUUACACAGAAGUAAAAGCUGUCAAGCAGAUUGGAACCCAGCCUAGGAAAAGCACUGGGAAAAUGGGAGCAUGUUUUAUACCUGGGCUGUGUAAGCAAAGUGACCUGACACUAUUUGCUGCAAGGCCUGGGAUUCGGCUUUGGAAAUCGGAUGUGCACGGGACUGUACAGGCCACGUUUAUUUUGAAAGAGGUGUUUGCUGCUGGAACGAGACCUUUUGAAUUAUAUCCUCGGAUGGAACCUGCGGAUAAGGGAAGUUACAAUUUCCCUGAGAGGCAACUCGGGCUCAUUUCUUGCUUUUUCCAGGAAGGAUGGGUGUUGAGCUGGAAUGAGUAUAGCAUCUAUUUAUUAGACACAGUAAACCAGGCUCUGAUUGGCAGUUUGGAAGGGUCUGGUGAUAUUGUGUCUGUGUCUUGUACCGAAAAUGAGAUUUUUCUUUUAAAGGGAGACAGAGAUAUCAUAAGGCUCUCGAGCAGACCUGAAGGACUGGUGUCAAUAGUUUCAGAUAUAAAUUCAAAGUUGACGAGUUCGUUAUCCGAUUUGAGCCCAAAAUUACAGAGCCCGCUCUCAGUCGUUACAUCUGUGUCGCCUGACCCAUUUGUACAAGCAAACCAAAAAUUCAGUAGCUCCCCUUCACCCCAGACUCCUGGUGAUAAAAACGGUUCUCUAACAAGAACUGAUCUGGAAGCAGCUCUGUUAGAGAAAAUCCGCUCACAGAGCUUUGAUGGGCUAGGGGACUUGACUAGUGACCCAAGGAGAAGAGGCUACUCAGUAGCUAGUGAGUCGAGAAGUAGGAGCAGCUCAAUGAAUUCUGUGGACAGUAGCUCCAGUUUCAUGACCAGCGGAGACCCAACCUUACUGGAAGCGCAGAGAGAAGGUCCUCUGUGUUCUCAGAGAUUCAGCGUGAUUAGCUCUGAAGACUUCAACCAAGAACUCGUCGUCAAACCAAUCAGAGUAAAAAAGAAGAAAAGGAAAAGACCUGAAAAUGGGACCAGGAGAAAUCCGAGCUCCCUGGAGAGCACGCCAUGCUCCGAACAUCCAGAUUCUACCAACAGUCCCCAGUCAGUAAACGCAGACUCCCUCUCCAUUACUUUGAGCCUGAUGAGCAGCAUUGUAGACUGCAUGGAUUCUCCAGACCAGGAAAGUCUGGAGCCACAGUAUGUGCUGCGGGAGGAGAACGGCUCCGAAACCUUCAGUGUGCUUCAGUCCCCAGAGUCAGCAGCUGCUCUAACCCCAGAGGGGAACGGUGAAGCUCCUGAGCUGCUGAAACGUUCUAAUGGGGAGAACAGAGCAGGUGCAUUGCCUGCCACGGACUCCUCCUCAGCUUCGAUGCUUGCAGGUGAUAAAAUGGGUAGUGAUGAGGCAGAACGUAACGAGAGCCUUCCAUCCGAACUUGCAGAAACCAACUCGGAGCAGCUGUCCCGAAAUGAAGAGGAAUAUUCUGCCCUGUGUGAAACCAAGUGGAUAGUAAACCAACUAGGUCAGCCAUGUGCUUUAGAUUCUCUAAAAGGAACAGAGCCUGUGACUGGCAUGUUUGCAAAUGUGAAAACAUCUUCCAGUAUUGAGGAAUCUUUUGGCUGGGAAAUUGGUGCUGGACCCCUCCCAGAGCAGAAAUCUGAGCAACCUCUAAUGGAUGGAGCCCCCCUGAGCCUCCUUAAUCAUCCUCUUGCUGUUUCUAAGGAUGAGCCACAUCCCCAAGAGAAUUCCUUACCUGGACAGGAUUUCAGGGAGGCGGUCAACACUAAAUGCAGUGCUAACACUGCCAAUGAAUGGGUAAGCAGUGAUGCUGCAGCUGAGAAAUCAGCAUCAAGUGACGAAGAGGACAUCUAUGGGCAUGGCCUGCCUUUUUCGUCUUCAGAGACUAGUGUGGCGGACAUGGGGGGCUGCCUUGCUCAACCGGAGAAAGUCCAAGCAAGUGUAGAGGAAGGGAUUCUUUUAAAAUCUGAUCAGUUUGCAGAAAGCUGGAUGGGCUAUGCAGGUCCUGGCUAUGGAAUACUGAGCCUGGUUGUCUCCGAUAAAUACAUUUGGUGCCUGGAUUACAAAGGUGGCCUGUACUGUAGUGCUUUGCCCAGUGCUGGUCUGCGCUGGCAGAAGUUUGAGGAUAAUGUCCAGCAGGUGGCAGUCUCCCCUUCAGGGAAUCUUCUCUGGAAGGUUGAACAAAAAACCAAUAAAGCCUUUGCCUGUGGGAAAGUAACUAUAAAAGGGAAACGUCACUGGUACGAAGCUUUACCCCAAGCGGCGUUUGUAUCUCUGAGUGACGACACGGCCUGGAUUAUCAGAACCAACGGUGACUUGUAUCUGCAGACAGGCCUGAGUGUAGAUCGUCCCUGUGCCAGAGCUGUAAAAGUGGACUGUCCGUAUCCGCUGUCACAGGUUACAGCCAGAAAUAAUGUUGUGUGGGCGUUGACUGAGCAGCGAGCACUUCUCUACCGGGAAGGCGUGAGCAGCUUCUGCCCAGAAGGGGAGCAAUGGAAAUGUGAUAUUGUCAGUGAAAUGCAAGCUUUAGAGCCAGUGUGUAUUACGCUCGGAGACCAGCAGACUAUAUGGGUCUUGGACAUCUACGGGAAUCUAUGGUUCAGAACCGGCAUUGUCUCUAAGAAACCACAAGGGGAUGAUAACCACUGGUGGCAAGUAAGCAUUACAGAUUAUGUAGUGUUUGACCAGAGCAGCCUGUUCCAGACCAUAAUCCAGGCAACCCAAACAGUAGCCACAGCCGCCCAGGCUCCUGUCGAGAAGGUAGCCGACAAACUCCGCACAGCUUUCUGGUCGCAGCAACUGCAAUGUCAGCCAAGCCUGCUCGCGGUCAACAGCAGUGGCGUCUGGAUCUCCUCUGGGAAGAAUGAGUUUCACGUAGCCAAGGGAAGCCUGAUAGGUACAUACUGGAAUAACAUUGUGCCUCGCGGCACUGCUUCAGCCACAAAAUGGGCUUUUGUGAUGGCUUCUGCUGCUCCAGCAAAAGAAGGAAGCUUUCUGUGGCUGCGUCAAAGUAACAAGGACCUGUUCUGCGUCAGCCAUCAAAACCCGCAGUUCCACCCUUCCACUGUUCAGCUCCCCCUUGAUGCUGAGAUGGUACAUUAUUCUGCUUGCCAGGAUGCUAUAUGGGGCUUGGAUAAUCUGGGACAAGUCUUCAUAAGGACGCUUUCGCCAACUUGCCCAACUGGGAUGCAUUGGACCAAACUGGACCUUUCUCAGCUAGGUGCUGUGAAACUGACGGGCUUAGCCUGUGGAAAUCAGCACAUCUGGGCCUGCGAUAGUUGUGGUGGUAUCUACUUCCGGGUUGGUACUCAGCCUCUGAACCCGAGUUUGAUGCUGCCUGCCUGGAUCAUGAUUGAGCCGCCAAUCCAGCCAGUUGGAGUCAACUUAAUCAGUGUCUUCUCAAGUCCCAAUGACCAGAGCUUGUGGGCCAUCGAUACCAAAUGGAACGUUCAUGUCCGUAUUGGGAUUACUGAGGAGAUGCCCGUGGGCACUGAUUGGGAGCAUGUUCCAGGACUUCAGGCCUGUCAGUUGGCAAUAAGUACAAGAACGGUUUGGGCCCGCUGCCCAAAUGGGGAUGUGGCACGGCGGUACGGCAUCACAGAUAAAAACCCUGCAGGAGACUAUUGGAAGAAAAUUCCAGGGAAUGUUUCUUGUUUGACAGCUACUCCUCUAGAUGAACUGUGGGCAAUCGGUGCCUCAGGACACCUCCUUCAGCGUCUCACAAAGACCUUCUACCACUCUCACUCCUUGCAGAAACAUGGCAAUGCUUCUCUCCUGUUUCACUCUGACGAUUUCGAAGACGAAUGGGAAGUCAUAUGAGGCUGUCAGAAGAUGCAGAGGGGUAAACGAGCAAGGAAACACACUCGGAAAUCCUGUUACAUGCCGGAACGUCAGGCUUUUAAAGCCACACACAUUUCAGUGAUAUUCGCACUUUGGUAUUAAAAAAGGAAAAGAAAACUGACCAGUCCAAAAAUUGUGUAGUGAGGUGUCUUAUUUCAAUAUCUCUCAGGCGAGAUGGGCAAUGUGGCUUAAAAAGUUGUUGACUUGUCUUAUUGUAGCCGUUCUAUUUUGAAAUAUAACAUCAAUUAACCUCAUUAACUGCAAAUCUGUUUUGCUAUAGCAUGCACAAUUGUAUGUGUAUUAUGAUAGGAAGGGCUCCUCUGUCACAUUAAAUUUUCCCAACAGCUGAAAAGGGUUUUUUUUUUGUUUCUUCUUGUACUUAAAACUCCAAGUAGAAGAACAUGGGCACAGAUGGGACGCAGACUACAUUCGGCUGAUGAUAUAGUUCGGUGUUAAGCUGAAGAUCUUUUCAGAAGUGUGUUCUGUAUAACUUCCACCAUCCCAAGGAAUUUUGGCUUGUUGUGAUGUGGGUUAAAAACCUUAAUUUUAACACUGCCUAAGAACUUGGACAUUGGUUGUCCCUUACUGACUUUUCUUCAGCAGGUGUCCAAGAGUGGACUAACCUGACUGUUGUGAGUUAGAUUUUUAAAACAAGAGUGCCUCUGUGGGUUGCAUUAAUCCCUUGGCCCAACUGAAUCGUGCCUCUAACUAGAGUAGACUUUGAACUUUCUUUAUUGUAAAUGAUAAUUAAGAAAAACGAGAAAGUGGCAUAAAGAAAUAUAUUUAUCUCAGAGAAAAGUCUGUGGUAAUAGUCACAAUAUGUCUUCACAACGGUGGAUUUUAGCUACAUUAGCUAAAUCUUGUAAUGUCGUACCUUAUCUGAGAUGUUUACAGCAGAAGUGCAUAACUUGUUGGUUUAUUAAUUAGGGCAGCUUACAGUUUGUGAAAGCUAAUUUUCUUAAUAACAAAACUGAAGGUCAAAAGAAUUUGUUCAGUGGCUUAGGCAGAAAGGCUGGUGGCAUUUGGUUUUUGUUUCUAAAAUAGCUAAUUGAAAAACAUAAAUAUCUCUUAGAAUGUCUAAACAACUGAAGAAUCUGCAAAUGAGCCACUUCCAGUGGGGUGGGGGAAGAAGCUUGAGAACAUGCAAUGGUACCAACGUUGUACCUUUGUUUCUUCUCCCACCCUUGUUACUUACUGCUUGGGGUGGAAUUUACAUGCGAGAACCACCAUGGGGGAGGGAAAGGGUUGGCGCCCCCUCCCCUCACUACCCUGAUCCUUCAGAGCAGAUGGUGGGGUUUGCAAAGGAAAAGAUUUCCCGCAUCCCAUUUAGUCUGGCUGUCAGUGCAAAGUAAACAGGGCAAGUGUUUUCCUCCUUGCGGAAAGAAACGAGCAGAGCCGGAUCCACAGGUCCUCCAGGUAUCGAGAAUUACCUUUGUGGCUCUGCAUAUGUUUUUGAAGCAGGACUUGCAUAAUUAACACUCGGUUUCUCAAUCUACCCUUUCAGCGGUGUGACUUGGAGGUCAUAUUUGCUUCCCAUUGAGAGCUGAAAUGUUUUGCUUGAUCUCUUCCUCCUCUAUAUAAGGAAUCGGUCUCAAAGAGUUUCUUUUUUUAGUCCAUCACUGGGUUGUAAGAGGCACUACUGACGUUUACUUGGUUCAAAUGGGUAGGCUAUUUUGAGGAGCCCUGGGGGAAGUGGAUCUUUAAAGGAGGGUUCAGACGUUGAGGACUUUAAAAGAAUAGGGGCGAACAGUUACAUGCCACCUGGCCAAGAACCAGAUGUUCACCUCCAGUACUGAAAAAUAACAUUUUAUGGGUAUUACACUUCAGGGGGGGAACCCUCUUGGUCAUGGCUUGAGCUUGCUAGAUGUUCAUAUUCCGUACAGUAAAUUGACCUUGCUUUCUUGAUGAAUAUUAACUGAUGUUGACAGCCCUUCUAAACCCAUGGGACUUUUUGUAUAGUCUCAUCUAACAAUCGGAAAUGUUUUCCAUCCUUAGCUUCAUUUCUGUACAGUUGUGUUUCUUUUGUGCUUUCAGACAAGUGCAAUAAACUAGCCUUUUUCUUAAAAAGAA
Messenger RNA from Eublepharis macularius, 6584 nucleotides. It is a transcript of the gene TECPR2, whose product is annotated as tectonin beta-propeller repeat containing 2. NCBI's taxonomy places the organism in Eukaryota, Metazoa, Chordata, Lepidosauria, Squamata, Eublepharidae. The record is from RefSeq and is a predicted model, not a curated record. Bases 114 to 4493 code for a protein of 1459 amino acids. The transcript has 20 exons. Gene Ontology annotation, molecular function: protein binding.